Prorocentrum cordatum is the source of this 6786-nucleotide messenger RNA. The record is from the annotation of a GenBank genome assembly. NCBI's taxonomy places the organism in Eukaryota, Dinophyceae, Prorocentrales, Prorocentraceae.
AUGGUCUGCCUCCACAUCGUAGCGCAUUUCAUCAUCGCCCAUCUUCAUGGCCAGAAGUUCCCGUCGACCGGGGCGGCUCUAGCAGCUGCAUCUUCUGUUCUUCGUCUUGGUUUCGGCGCUGCCCCCCUGCGCCUCAAUUUGAUUGCCAACCAUGCCAAGCGCAGCAGGUUCCUCGUGAUCUGUGCCCCGUGGCGGCGCAAGCAGCGCACGGCGGAGAGCUACAUCUUCUGCGACGCAGCGGGCCCGCUCCUGACGUUCAUCCCGGUGCCGUGCAGCGCGAUGGCCGUUUUCGCCGCGAUGGCGGGCCUGGCCGUGAGCACGCUCCCGCAGAGGCGCGGCAAGAGGAGCGACGCAGCGGUUGAGAAUAGACGCCGUCAGCUUCAGUUCAAACACGGCCUGAAGGACACAGGCAACAAACUGCACGACCUCGCGUAUAUCGAGGACCACCCGUCGGAGAAUUCGUCGGGCGCCAUCGAGGAGGCAAAGAAGGAGGUCUUGGAUCAGAUCAUAGGAGACACGCAGUCAAACAUGGACGAGCAAGUUCGGCAGCAGUUCGACUUACUGAGGCAGGAGUUCGCAGCCCGAAUGAGUCAGACCGUCGACGAGAUGAGGAGGCUGGAGAACGAGAAUCAACGGCUUCAGCAGCAAGUAGCAGGAGGCCUCGCGGCGAUCCCGCAGGCGAUCGAGCGCAUGGGCGAGCAGAUCCGAGGCGCUACGAACGCGGGAGGAGCCGCACCCGGUCUCGUCGACACGAAGGGGAUCGGCAAGCCCACGACGCUAGGCGACGAUCAGGAGAAGUUCGGAGCUUGGAACCGCAAGAUGGAGAACUACGUGAUAGGCGUGUACGGAGAGAGCUUCCGUCCUGUUCUCCGGUGGGCGGCAGAAGCCGAACGCCCCGUGACGAUCGAAGGGGCACAGGAGGCGCACGGAGGAGUACCAGAGCUGGAGACCAAGAUCAACCAGCUGUACGCGGCGCUGAUCAGCACGACGGCGGACGGCAGCGAGAGCAACGACCUCGUGACGGGCGCGCCCGACGGGAACGGUCUCGAGGCCUGGCGGAAGCUUCACCGCAGGUGGGACCCGACGACAGGUCCGAGGAAGAGGCUGAUCCUGAGGUCGAUCAUCUCGCCUCCGAAGUGCAACGCGGAAGAGCUGGGGUCCGCCUUAGAGAAGUGGAUCCAGCAGAUAGGCAAGUACGAACGCCGCCAAGGAGAAGACGGGCUGGCCGAGUUGCCGGAGGAUAUCAAGAUGGCGGCCCUCGAGAUGCUCGUGCCUCAGGACAUCGAGAACCACCUCGUACUCAACAAGCAUCGGCUCGUGACGUUCCAGGACAGCCUGAACGAGGUAAUGACGAUCGUAGAGGCUCGGACAGGCGUGAAGAUCAAGGCGGCAGGCAGCCUGGAGGAGGAGCCUGAGGCGGAGGUCGCCGCUCUGGACAUGGGCAGCUUGGACUGCCUGGAGCUCGCCAGCGGCAACGGCCGCGGCGUAGCGGCGGUCGACCUCUCCCCCUUCGUGCAGGACGACUGGAUGAAGUUCAACUGGGACAGCGGUGCAGCUGUCUCAGCAUUCCCUCGGAGCUUCGCGCCGCCGACGGGAAUGAAGGGCAACGGCAGCACGUAUCGUACGGCCAGUGGUGAGCUCGUCCCGGACGAGGGCAGCUUGCAGCUCAAGGCGGAGGACGAGUACGGAGUGCUCAGAGCGCUCAAGGGACGCGUGACGAACGUGCACAAGCCGUUGAUCUCGGUGGGGCAGGCAGCAGGAGCUGGACAGUGUUCAUUCCUAGGCCGCAAUGGCGGCUGGAUAUUCCACGAGAAGAGCCCAAUCGGCAAGCGCGUGGUAGACAUGCUGGAGAAGGAGGCGAAGACGGCGAAGCACCAGAUGCUGCCGGUCUAUCGUGAGCAGGGAGUCUACAACUUCUACCUCAAGAAGGGCCAACAUGGCUCGGUUGCUCCUCUCGAGGAGGGACUUUCGGCGAAGUCGAAGUCCGAGCUGGUGGAGCUCCUCAGCAGCAAGUCGAAGGAGGAGCUGCUGGAGAUCUUCGAGAGGACAGCACCUCACGAGCCCUCUCAGAGGGAGAUCGUCGAGCACGAGGCGAUGGGACACGCGACCUACCGCAGCUGGUGUCGCGUGUGUAUUGCGGCAAAGGGCCAAGGCCAGCCGCAUCUCCGCGCACCGGAGGACGACGAGACGGCGGUGCCGGUGGUCUCGUCCGACUACGCCUUCAUGGGCCAGGACGACGCGGACACCAUGCCGAUGCUGGUCCUUAGGGAUCGACGCUCGAAGAUGAUGGCAGCGACAUUCGUGGAGAAGAAGGGCGACGACGCCUACGCCAUCAAGUUCUUCGCACGCUUCUUACGGAUCCUGGGCUACAGGAAGAUCGUCAACAAGUCCGACGGCGAGCCAGCGAUCCUGCUGGUCAAGAGGCGUGCGGUGGAGGAGGUUCCUGGCCUCGAGGCCAUUCCCCAGGAGUCGGCACCGGCCGAUCAUCAGGCCAAUGGGGAGAUCGAGGUCACGGUGCGCGAGAUCAAGAAGCAGGUGCGAGCGCUCAAGAUGGACCUGGAGUCCAAGCUGGGCGUCAAGGUGGAGGACAAGCACCCAGUGCUAGCGCACCUGCCGGAGCACGCCGCAUCGGUGAUCAACCGAUACAGGCGCGGCCAGGACGGCAAGACCGCUCUUCAGCGGCUCACGGGACGGCAGUGGAGGAAGCCGGUCCCGCUCUUCGGUGAGCGCCUGAUGGUGCGGUUCGCCGGGGAGCGCGCGAGGAAGAACGCGCUGGAGGAGCAGAUGGUGGAGGCUCGCUACAUCGGCCACCACCCGCGCGACGGCUCGAUGAUGGUCAUCACGAGCGACGGUGUGAAGAAGGCGGUCGGCUUUCGCAGCCUGCCGCAGAGCGAGAAGUGGAUCACGGCGGGCUGGGACAGCCUGAAGGGCCUGCCGUGGGACGUGGCUCCGCGUGCGGCCAGUGCGCCGCGAGCCAUCGUCGGACCGGGAGAGGCCGGUCCGCCACCGAUUGUGGUGGUGCCGCCGCAGCCGCAGGCGCCGAGGAGGAUGUACGUUCUCAAGGCGGACGUCGAGCGGCUGGGCGCAACGCCGGGAUGCCCAGGGUGCGUCUCGAUCGCCAAGCACGGCAAGGUGCUGGCUGGCCAUGCGCACAACGCGGUGUGCAGCAAGAGAAUCUUCGAAGCGCUGGACGCUGAGGAGGCAGGCCGGGAGAGGACCGGCCAGUAUCGAGAGCGGAGGCAGGGCCAAGAGGCCAGAGUCCGCCCGGCGGCAGCGGCCGCGGCAGGGACCCCUCCGCCGAAGACGGCUCGGAGGAUCACCGAGCCGGUGGCAGCGGCGGCGUCGGCGCCGGCCGCGAGCCGAUCGGCAGCAGCGCCAGCCGCAGCGGCGCGCAUGCGAGAGAGCCAGCCGGGAGCAUCAGGCUCCGGCGUGGCGGCUCCUUCAGGAGGAGCGAGCUCCAGUUCGGGAGCAGUGAGAGCGGCAGAGGCCGCCGAGGAUGUCGACAUGACCGCGACCAGGUCGCGGCUGAAGCGCUUGGCGGAGGUGGCCCCGGAUGACGUGCCGGAGGCCCUCGAGCGCGGUGAUCCACAGCCGGCAGACGUGCCGGUACCGGUGGACAUGGAGGAUCUCGCGGCGCAGCCGGCGCCAGCGGAAGGACCUCAGCUGCCAGCUGGAGUGGCAGUCGUGUGGAACGCCAGUGAGGGGAGACACAUGCGGGUGCUCGCUCUCGACGUGGCGUCGAUCGAGCUGGUCGAGCUCGGAGUGCUGACGAGAGCGAAGGCGGAGUUGCUUCCGCUCGUUCGCGAGCAGGUCAGCGGCCAUUGGGCCAGCGUCGGCGUGGACAUCGCCGACGAAGAGGUGGACAGCAUCGCCUUAUCGGCGUUGCAGCUGGCCGCCGUGGACGUGGCAGAGGUGUACUCGCCACAUCGGUUCUCGGCUCGGGCGGCGGAGUUUCAGCUGCGCCCGGGCUUCGCGGCGGACCUGGAGGAACUCAAGGAGGACGGGGCGCCGUGGGACUUGCGGCGACCCGAGGAUGUCAAGGAGCUCGAGGAGCAGCAGGAGCGGAUGGAUCCCAUCCUGCUCACAGGGUCCCCUCCAUGCGAGAAGUUCAGCUUGCUGAGGGGCCUGAGCGCCAAGUUCAGGACCGAUGAGCAGGAGGCGGCUGAGAUGGAGGAGGCCAGACACCACCUGAAGGUGGCAGUCGACGCCUACUGGCGUCAGCUCAGGAAGCCAGGCAGGUACUUCCUGCAUGAGCAUCCCUGGAGCGCGCGAUCGUGGAAUGAGGACAUCGUCAAGGAGCUGGUCGCGCAUCCAGGAGUCUUCACGGUCAAAGGCCCCAUGUGUCGGUGGGGCAUGAAGCUCACGAACCCACGCAGUGGCCAGGAGGAGUUCGUGCGCAAGGAGACCGGGUGGGUCACCAACCACCCAGGCUUAGCCCGGAGACUGCAGGGCACUUGCAGCAAUGUGGACGGACGCGCGGAGUGGCAUCGCCACAUCACGCUCGUGGGCGGCAUCGCGCGGUUUGCGAAGGUCUAUCCACCGAAGUUGGUGGAGGCGGUGCUGGAGGAGCUCAAGGACACGCUGAAUGACGUGGGGGAGCUCAGCACCGCCCAGGUGCAGCAGUCGGGCCCAGUCCCUGUGGACGCGGCGGUGCCGCCCGGGGACUGGACGAGCUACUGGGACGACGUCAAUGGCGGCUACCUGGAGGCGGGCCUUGUGGCCCAGGCUCGCGCGGUCGAGCGCGAGUGGGUCAAGAAGCAGGAGCUGAUCGAGAUCGUCCCGAGGUCUCAGGCUUUCGCUGAGACUGGGCGUCCGCCCAUCCCACUCAAGUGGGUCGACACGAACAAGGGUGACGCGGAGAGGCCCAACUACAGGAGCAGGCUCGUCGUGAAGGAGAUCAAGGCGAAGAAGCGUCCUGACGAGCAGCUGGAGGCGUCCGAGGUUUUCUCGGCAAUGCCUCCGCUGGAGGCCAUGCGGUCGCUGGUCUCGCUGAUGGUCACGUGGACGCGGGAAGCACCGCUCCACAUUCAGGAGUCGCUUCGCAGGAAGGGCAGGAAGCCGGGCAACUUCAAGAUCGGCUUCUUCGACAUCAGCAGGGCGCACUUCUACGGGAAGGCGCAGCGGAGGAUCUUCGUGGAGCUGGAGGAGGAGAGUCGCAAGGAGUACGGUGAGGACAAGUGUGGCUUACUCCUCAAGUCCUGGUACGGCACGCAGGACGCCAGCAAGAUCUGGCAGGGCGACUACACGGAGCUGUUGGAGGAACACGGCUACAAGGCGGGCGUGUCAUGCCCAGCGGUCUUCUACAAGGAGGUGGACGAGACGAGGCUGCUGGGGCACGGCGACGAUUUCGCGGUGCUGGCUCAGCAGCAGGACAUCGACAGCUUCGAAGCCACGUUAGGCAAGAAGUACGAGUUCAAGAAGACUGCGAACCUCGGCUUCGACGAGGGCGACGACAAGCAGGCGGUCUUCCUGAAUCGGGUCAUCGAGGUCAGUGCGGGAGUUCCGCCUGGCGGUGGCCGACCCUGCCGGCAUGCGAUGAUCGAGCCGGACAAGCGGCACGCAGAGAUCGUGAUCGACGAGCUGGGUCUCAGCAAGGCCAACGGCGUGGACACGCCGAUGGAGAAGCGCAGCGCCGACAAGCAGAUGAUGGACGCGAAGUCGGCGGCGCUGGGAACGGCGGAAGCUUCGCGCUUCCGAUCCCUCACCAUGAGGGUAGCCUACCUGUCUCAGGACAGGCUGGACUUGGCAGAGGCAUCGAAGACGCUCGCCAGGUCCAUGCAGACGCCGACGGAGGCGAGUUGGCUCAUGCUCAAGAGGGUUGGCCGCUACCUUAAGCGGCAUCCCAGUACGGUGACGGUCUUCACGGAGCAGAAGAUGUUCGACAAGAUCCGAGUGUACGUGGACUCCGAUCAUGCGGGCUGCGCAGUCACUCGGAAAAGUACCGGAGGCUUCGUGGCGAUGCUGGGGCAUCACGUCAUCAAGCACGGCAGUAAUCUUCAGUCGACGGUCUCUCUGAGCAGUGGGGAGAGCGAGUACUACGCCCUGGUGAAGGGCGGGAGCGUGGGCCUGGGUCUACACAGCCUCUUCGCAGAUUGGGGGCUGGACCUGAAGGUGGAGCUCGCCUCAGACUCAUCGGCGGCCCGGGGCCACGUCCAACGGCGAGGUCUCGGGAAGAUGCGACAUGUUCAAUCCCGAUACCUGUGGAUCCAGGAGCGCGUGGGCAAGGGCGACCUCUCGAUCGCCGCGGUUCCUGGUAAGAACAAUGUCGCGGACGUGCUGACCAAGAGCGUGGGCCGGCGGGAGCAGAACGGAAACGGCUCCGCUGGCGGAGGCGCGUCCAGCUCGUCGGCGGCGGCUGCCCUGCCUGCGGACGACGCCGCCAUCGCGGCGUGGCUCGAGGCGGGCAAGAGGAGGAGGCUGCGCGUGGACGAGGAGGUCCUCGCCGCCGACGAGGUGGACGCCCGGCUGCGGGCCUGCGCGGCCUUCCUGGAGCGGGCGCGCGCCGACGCCUGGGGGCCGCGCGCGCCCGGCGGCCCGGAGGACACCGCGCGGGCAAACUUCAAGGGCGUCGACGCGUUCUCUCUGGCAUCUCUGGAGGGCGCCGAGGCCGCUGGCGCCGCCGCAGAGGUGCGCCCGCUGCGCCCGGGCGGGGCGGACCAGGCGCUGCGGCAGGCGCCGCUGGAUCCCCGGACGAGGGAGGAGUGGCUGCGCCGCGUCCGGCAGAGGACCCUGGGCGAAGAGGCGUCCCGCCGGCACGGCGCCCUCGGGGCGCAUGGCGGCCGCUAG